ACUAGAAUAGAUUGCGACAUGCUAUAAACAACUUGCUAGCUGAGUCGAUCAACGAUCGCGUGAGGUAAUAAAUGCGUUGACAGCGGAGAUAGCGGUAUGCGUCCGGACAACGCUACUGCGAGAUGUCAUUGACCUCGAGUCUAACUUAGCCUAAAUUACAUUUAACCACAUUUAAAUAACCUCAACGAUUUUUAAAUUCCCAUUACCCCAGGGACUGGUAAUAUGUCAGCAGGUGACAAGGCCGGGCGGGCUGGGAAAAGGGCUGGGUCACAAAAACAAAGGUAAGGGUAUAACAAAUGAUAAGGUCGCUAGGUAUAAGUUCCUUCCGUCUCCCCUCCUCCCCCAAUCCCCCUUAGUUUCUCCAAGAAUGGAAACAUGGCUUAGUAGGGACGCGAACAAACGGUAGCUCGCGGUUUCUUUAUGUCAGCCAUUAACUCUGUGUGACACGGGUUCACUACUUUAUUCUUAUGGUCCCAAGGUUGAAAAUUAGAAGACGAAUCUGAUUAAGACAUGACGUGUUGAUUGAAAUCACCAAUCACCAGGUCAGAAAAGUUGGCUUAUCUCAAAUGUGCGGCGUGCUUGGCCGGUGACGAUCGUCUGAAUCAAGUCAAAAUGAUUCUUUUCUUGCUAUCUGUUUGCUUUUUAUUAGUUCUACCAGUCCAGUCUAUUUCCACAGCAACAGUCUUCGAAUCAAGGAGUCUUCCACAGAACUAUCUGAUGGCAUCGGUAGGGAAUGGCUAUAUUUCUACGGUGGCAUACAGUGAUACAGUUUAUCUCUCUGGUUUGUUCAAUGGUCGAGGUACGACAGCUCCAAGUCAUCGAGCUCGUAUUCCUUCUACAUGUGAUAUUCAAGUGAGAACUAAUGUUCCAGGGAAGAAAGAUGAGGUUUGGAGCCUCGAUGUAUCGCAAGGUGUCUUCAAAUAUCUUCUUACAGCUGUAAACUUUACACUAAAGCAAAAUGUUUACGCACACAGAGUUCGACAACACGUGAUCAUUUCAGAAGUUUCAGUUUCCAACUUGAUGAAUGAAGAUAUUCAAAUCGCCUUUGACACGAGUUUCAACCCAUCGAGUCAAGAUAUCGACUUUAAAAUGGUCUCUCCUUCAAGAAUCCGCAGACUGAAUCAAAUGUUUCCAUCUACACAAUAUACCUACAAAGCGAUGCAAGGGUAUAUCAAGGAAACAGAGGAACCCGAUAGCCCCAGGUUAGGAGUGGCGGUCGUAUGGACGGGAGUCCCGGGUGAUCCAAUAACUGUCACGCGACACUCCUCGCACAAGUGGUAUUUUGUGACAGCUAUAUCCAGUAGCUUAAACACAGAGAACUUUCUACAAGACGCCUAUAAUUCAUACGUUUCAGCCAUGAAUGACUUGGAUAAUCUACUAGGAAGCCACACGAAAGCAUGGCAAGAGAUCUGGGAGCAAGGCCGUAUUGAACUGGAUGGGAAUCUUCCACUUGCACAAGCUGUGUAUGGAAGUCUUUACUACAUACUCAGUUCUAUUCGUCCGUCGUGGCCAUAUGGGUUGAGUCCGGGGGGUCUCGCCACAAAUGGGUAUAAUGGACAUACUUUUUGGGACCAGGAAACAUGGAUGUAUCCACCUCUAUUGAUGUUCUUUCCUCUCUUCGCACAAUCGUGUUUGGAGUACAGAUUGAAUCGACUGCAAGUAGCAAAGAACAGGGCAAAGAAACGCUCUUACCAAGGUGCUAUGUUCCCUUGGGAAAGUGCUGUGACCGGUAAUGAAGUAUGUCCUGGCCAAAUCUAUUCCGACUAUGAACAACAUAUUACAGGAGACAUUGGUAUCGCUGCUAAACAGUACUGGCUUGCAACAAAUGAUGUCCAAUGGUUGAAAGAGAAGGGGGUUGAUCUUAUUUACUCUACAGCAGAGUUCUGGGCUAGUAGGGUAACACUAAAUCAAUCUAAGGGACAGUUUGUUAUAUAURACGUCAUGCCGCCUGAUGAAGAUCGUGGAGUGGUGAACAAUUCAGUCUAUACUAACGUGAUUGCCAAGCUUAACCUUGAGUUUGCUACGAAGAUGAUUAAGAACACACCCAAGAACUGGAAGAAAAUAGCAGAAAACAUUUACAUUCCUUUUGACGCCCAGAGACAAUACCAUCCUGAAUAUGAAGGCUACGAUCUAGACAUCAAGGUCAAGCAAGCCGAUGUAAUACUUUUAGGCUUUCCAUUAAUGUACAAUAUGAGUUCUCAAGUAAGAAAGAACGACCUUACUAUUUACGAGCCCCGUACUCAACCAAAAGGUCCUGCUAUGACCAAGUCUAUGUUUGCUUUAAACUGGUUAGAGAUUGGAGAACUGGCCAGAGCUGAGGCAUCGUUCAAUAAAAGCUAUCUAAACGUAAAGGAGCCAUUCAAAGUCUGGACAGAAACCCCUGACGGAGGAGCUGUCAAUUUUAUAACUGGAGCGGGAGGAUUUCUCCAAGCUGUCAUUUUUGGCUAUGGUGGAUUUAAACUGCGCGAGUCUUACCUUGAAUUCCAUCCCAGGCUCCUUCCACACACAAGCCAGGUUAAGAUAGUAGGGCUCGACUACCUUGGUAACAGUAUUGAUGUUAUUAUUACUAUGACGUCAUCGAAUCUUACUGUGACGUCACGGCAAAGCUCGUCCCCAGUCCUUGAAGCUGUUGUUCAGUCAUCUCAAAGAAAAUACAUCCUUGAUGUCGGUCAGACAAUAGUGCUGCCAAACACGCUCACGUGGAUUCAAAAGAACACUCAGAACUUAAUUUAGUUGAACGCUUUUAUUUUCUAGUCUUUUCACAGUGAUAAAUUAAGCAAUGAGUUGGGAAGGUUCGGAUGAGAAGGUGGAAGACUGCAUGCGUAUAAUAAAUAGUGUACACAAUUUGGUUGUAUAACACGGACAGUCCUUAUAUAUACAUUAUAAUAUGUUUUACAUACAUCAAUCCUAGUAAUAAGAGUAAAGAUAAUAUGUUAUAUCUGUUGCAUAAAACAUUUCGCGCUUUUAUCUGUAAAAACUUUGAUUCUUAAUGACGUCAUCCUUUUCCAAGAUGACAUCAUUCUUGCUAAACUGACGUCACUUGAAAUACGAUCAUUUAAUAAUUCUAUGAUUAAAAAAUAUUUUGCUUUGGUUUGCACAAAGAGUCGGCUCUUCUUUAAGUCAAGGGCUCAUAGUAAAACUUUGGUUUAAGAAAGUUGAUCGUGAUUGGAUCAUGUUUGAAGUAUUCACUUUCUAUGUCUUAAAAAUAUUAUAUUAUUGAAAACUAGUAUUAAUAUUAAUCAUACAAUUUUAUAUCACUCUAAUAAUAUAUUAAUAAUCAAUGAGAAGACUAUCUGUAAAACCUGGAUACUGAAAACCGGGUUAAGACAGCCAGCAUAGUGGAGUAACAUACUAUUGCUGUGCCACACUGUUGACUGUAUGAAUAGAAAACACCACUCUCUUGUAUUUACAAUAAUAAAUAUCUACUGCGAUUUUAGAUAUUCUGCGAACACGUAAGUUACAAGCUGCUGUCAAUCAAAAAUAAUCAGUAAGUACCUAUUAUCUUCAUGACUGGCGGCAGUAAAAAACCAAUUUCACAACUAGCUGUUGGAAUGUCCGAGUUCGCAGAAUAUCGAAAACCGCAGUUAUAAAUGGAAUGGAAUAUUAUCUUUUGGAA
This is a messenger RNA of Actinia tenebrosa (Australian red waratah sea anemone), 3616 nucleotides long. Its product is annotated as protein-glucosylgalactosylhydroxylysine glucosidase. The record is from RefSeq and is a predicted model, not a curated record. Gene Ontology annotation, molecular function: hydrolase activity, hydrolyzing O-glycosyl compounds. Gene Ontology annotation, biological process: carbohydrate metabolic process. NCBI's taxonomy places the organism in Eukaryota, Metazoa, Cnidaria, Anthozoa, Actiniaria, Actiniidae.